AUGGCUGGAGCGAGUCAGAAGAAAUUAGCAGUUAAAAACAAGUCAAUACUAGAUCAGUUACUCUAUAUUUCAAUUGGAGUAAACCUUUUGACAUUAUUUGUUAUAUUUUAUUUCAAAAGACCAUCAAAUUAUAUUCCAUAUCUUAUCUUUCAAAUACCAAGUAUAAUAUUGCAAAACUUAUUAGAAAAAAAUGGACGUCCAAAAUAUAAUUCAGCAGGUCAAUUAGUCAAAUCUGGUGAUGAUAUUUUACAAAAGGGAAGUUUAUUUCAAUAUUGUUUUGAUAUUAUAUAUUUGACAUGGUUUUUCAAUAUUUUGACCAUUUUAUUAGGGUCGAACAAAGUUUGGUACUUGUAUCUGAUUAUUCCAGGUUAUAUAGUUUAUAAAUUGAGUGGGUUUAUAUUACCUUUCUUUAAAAAGUCCAAACCGGUUGUUGGUGAAGAAGUUGGAGAAACUAGUGCAACUUCAAAAGAUUCUUCUGGUUUAAGUAAACGUCAACAAAAGUUAAAAGCAAGACAAGAGAAAGGUCCAUCAACGAAAUAUAGAUAG
Molecule: messenger RNA, 546 nt
Organism: Lodderomyces pseudojiufengensis
Lineage: Eukaryota; Fungi; Ascomycota; Pichiomycetes; Serinales; Debaryomycetaceae
Exons: 1
Coding region: 1-546 (181 amino acids)
Biological process (GO): vacuolar protein processing
Cellular component (GO): intracellular membrane-bounded organelle
Source: RefSeq, a predicted model, not a curated record